Carlito syrichta (Philippine tarsier) is the source of this 1714-nucleotide messenger RNA. It is a transcript of the gene SUDS3, whose product is annotated as SDS3 homolog, SIN3A corepressor complex component. NCBI's taxonomy places the organism in Eukaryota, Metazoa, Chordata, Mammalia, Primates, Tarsiidae. The transcript has 11 exons. Gene Ontology annotation, cellular component: Sin3-type complex. Gene Ontology annotation, biological process: negative regulation of transcription by RNA polymerase II. The record is from RefSeq and is a predicted model, not a curated record. Gene Ontology annotation, molecular function: histone deacetylase binding. Bases 56 to 841 code for a protein of 261 amino acids.
UGAGGAUGCUAGUGAGACUGACCUGGCAAAGCAUGAUGAAGAAGAUUACGUAGAAAUGAAAGAACAGAUGUAUCAGGACAAACUGGCUUCUCUCAAGAGGCAAUUGCAACAACUACAGGAAGGUACGUUACAGGAAUAUCAGAAGAGAAUGAAAAAACUAGAUCAGCAGUACAAAGAGAGGAUACGAAAUGCAGAACUCUUCCUCCAGCUGGAAACUGAACAAGUGGAAAGAAAUUACAUUAAAGAAAAGAAGGCAGCAGUGAAAGAAUUUGAAGACAAGAAGGUGGAGCUGAAAGAGAACCUGAUUGCUGAGCUGGAAGAAAAGAAGAAAAUGAUUGAAAAUGAAAAACUAACAAUGGAACUGACUGGAGAUUCUAUGGAAGUGAAACCUAUCAUGACCAGAAAGUUGCGGAGGCGCCCAAAUGAUCCUGUUCCCAUCCCGGACAAGAGGAGGAAGCCUGCUCCUGCCCAGCUAAACUAUUUGUUAACAGAUGAACAGAUCAUGGAGGAUCUGAGAACAUUAAAUAAGCUUAAGUCACCCAAGAGACCAGCCUCCCCAUCCUCUCCUGAACACUUGCCUGCCACACCUGCAGAAUCUCCAGCUCAGAGAUUUGAAGCUCGGAUAGAAGAUGGCAAACUGUACUAUGAUAAAAGAUGGUACCACAAGAGCCAAGCCAUCUAUCUGGAGUCAAAGGACAACCAGAAACUGAGCUGUGUGAUCAGCUCUGUUGGUGCCAAUGAGAUCUGGGUGAGGAAGACAAGUGACAGCACCAAGAUGAGGAUCUACUUGGGCCAGCUGCAGCGCGGGCUCUUUGUGAUUCGCCGGCGGUCAGCGGCUUGACUCUCUACAGUGUUCUUCUUCCUUUGAUCCUUUUUCUGGAGUGGUUUUUAUUUUUGUUUUGUUUUCUUUUUAAUAGAACAUUUUUAACUUACUGGGAAUAGCUACUCGGCCCUGGAAAUGGAGAACACUGUCAUGGAUUCCUCAAGACACGUUUGUAGCCGGCCACUUCCAUCUUUUUGUCAGUCUCUUCUGCCUCGUCUUCUUCCAGACAUCAUUCACCAUGGGACUUUUUUGCUUUCAGGAGUUUUGGGGGUUUGAUAUACCUCCCUUUUAUUUAGUUACUUUUUGCUUGUACUUUUUAACCUCUUUUGAGUUUGAAGAGACAGUUCUUUUUAUUAAUUAUCUUUAGGUCUUUCUGCCAUGGAGAAGAGCAGGAAGGGGGAUACACUCUACAAUACAUUUUCAUGUUUUGAAACUGAUUAAUGGAUCACCUAGCUACUUCGCUUGUCAAGCCCAAUUCUCUGUUUCCCCAGAAGCUUGGGGCAGAGGGCCUAGUAGAAGGAGAUUAAUUCUCCUGGCUCUCAGCCUUUUCAGAGAAAUAAAUGCCUUGUGUAACAUCUGGCACAUGCCAUCCAUUCUGCUGGCCGAACGACAGAAAACUUUGCCUGGGAGACUGAAGUAAAUGGGGUUGGGGAAGGGGACGUUUCAUAUUCAUAAUGUGCUGAAGUUGCCAUAUUUUAAAUGUCAUUUAAUGCAGGUGAUCUGUUCAAACACACAUUUGUUCUAGCUCAAGCUGUAAGAAGUAGUGGUCAUAUCAGAAGUUUUCGUUUGUAAUUCUUUUCUCUCUCCUGUUCCCAAGUAGAUAGAAGUAGUACAUGCCACAGGCUUAUUAUCUGGGUAAAAUCUCUUGUAGAUGGGAAGAUGAGACUGAUA